UUUGACCCAUUUUUUUCCAAUAUCUUGAAACGUUUUAAGGAAAAAAGAUUUGAAGUUCAGAUGCCGUGACUCAACUUCACGACAAUGUCGCCAGGAUAAAUGACAUUGUUUCAAUGAAAAUUCAAACACAUUUCAUUUAUUGUAUAUCAAUUAUAGCUUCCAAUAAAAGAAAGUUGCCAACGUACAACAAAAUGUAGCACAAUCUGAUUGUAAUAAUAUAUAUUCUUUCCUAAAGUCUCACUCUGAUCAUCCUUUGAUCUAUUUUAAAACCUUCUCAGAGUUUUUUUUUGUUAUGAUUAUGCCAUUUUUAGCCCAAAUAAAAAACUUGUGACAUUUCUAGGACAAUCCCUAAAGGCCGUAGGUCAGCAGAAAUACCCUUCUGAGUUGUGAGCAAAACUGCAGAUGUGGAAUAAGCCUGCCCUCAUUUCCCAUCAUCCCUUUGUUCAUUUAUGGUACUGUCCUGCUUGCUUGCAGCCCCUUACAACCCCAAGCUAACAUUAGCAGGGCAACAGAAAUAGGGGCCAAUAUUGGAGCUAUCCAGCUGUACUGUUUUGAGCCAGAUGGCAGCCAAGAUGAGGAAAAGAAAGAUGUUAAUGGAUCUAUUUGUCUGUAAGUGAAUGCAUUGGAAGGAAGUACAGCAGGAAUUGGCUAUUGCAGUUUGUACGUAACAACUACAAGCUUUGUUUUACUGCAUUUUUUCGUCUGCUCCUGAUUCACAACAAUAUGAAUUAAAAAAUACUCAGAAACGCAAUUUUAAUCUUACGUUUUUAUGUCCUCCAUCAUAAAAAUAUAGCAAAAGAACAUGUUAAAACACUAUUUUUAUUGUAGGUUUUUUUUUAAAUAUGCACAUGCCUCUAAUAAUGUAAAGAUUUAUAGUUAGGAACAUAUUGGGUAACGUUCGUGAGACUCACCAAUACUGUUAUCAUCCACAACGCUUCAAACAACCACUGAACCCACACAAUGAAUAGCUUUCAUGUCUCAAAAGUUUAAGUUUCACAAUAAAAAUCUAUUCCACCUAGGAUUUGCUUUGGAUGCAAACUCAGUUAAAAAACUCAUGUAUAGGUGUCAUUUCUUUUCAAAGUAGUUAAAGCUCACUUGCUGCUGUUUUGCCUUUUUCCUGCUUUGUUUCCAAUGACAUUUACAACAGUUGCUCUGUGCUGACAGCAAGAGACCCAACGUGUUUGUUCCUAACAAAUCAGGUUCGUCCUGUUGGCCAAUGUACACAUUAGCUUAUGCUCUUUUUAUUUUCCACUUUUUUGCAUUAUGCUUUUUGUUUUUUACAAAGGCGCACAAUUUAGUUGUGGAUUUCAGAAGGACUCUCACGAGAAAUAGUAAAGAAAACAUGUUCUGAUGUUUUUAAAUCUAAACAUUAACUCUCGUCACUCCAUUUCUGUUGGCCACAGUUUCACAUGACAAAGUUUAUAUAUAAGAUGAAAAUUCUUCGUGAGACUGUAACCAGAGUUAUUGCUUGAAUGGGAGAAACCCCACAUAUUUUUUCUUUGACAUAACCAAAGAGACUCAUAUGGCUGCCUAUGUCUCUUGCUAAACGUUAUAGAAAUGCAAACAAUUCUAGCGCAGCUCUUUAGGGAAAUUAAGAAAUGAAACAGUUUGAUCAUGACCUCAUAAGAGAACUGCUCUGAAUUUUAAAGAGAAAAUAUUUAAGCACUCCAAAUACAAAGCGGCUUGUUCUAAGACAAAAAGUGUCAAAUUUCGUUGUGUUAUAAGGCCCUUUUUUUAAUUUCGCAACCCUUAUGGUCUGACUUUAUCAGUGGCAGACAGUGAUGUGGCAUUUUCUUUCUAUCGGCUCUGCUGUGUCAGGAUUUCCUUUCUAGAUCCACUUUGCAUAAAGCAUGAUGCGGUAAAAGUCAAGUUUGGACAGAAACAUGUGAGUAGAUUUGAGACAGCCUCUCUGUUUUAUUAUAAACUCAAAUAGGAGAAUUCUUCCAAUGUCGGCUAAGCAUCUUUGCACAGCUUCGGUUUCCAUUUUUUCUGCUCUACUUUGUAUGUAGGUCAUCCUUAAUGGACCAGCAUUUUUGCAGGAUGACAGUUCAGCACUACUGUAGUGUUAUCAGGAGCAAAUGACUGUUUAAGAAGCAAUGAAAACAUGCUGAAAAACCUGUGUCAAUGAAACCAAUAAAUAAUUAUUUUUUGGUGCUUAUAAAACUCUUGUGUUCAAGUUUUUCUUAGCAUAUCUAGUAUUUUAUGCACUCAUAUUUGAGAUACUGGGGCAUCAUCAGGGGAUCCACUGAAUCACCGUCAGUUUGAGACUGUAGUCUGGUCAAUUCACUGUCAAUGAGCCCCGAUUGAGUCUCUAACAAGCCUCUACCGUGCCUUUGAAUGAAGUAAAAACAGGAGGAUUGGAUGUGUCAUUUACAGCUGCAUCCGAAAGUGCAAAAAUUGCUCACAGCUGCUCCUCCAACUGAAGCAGAAGUGGCCUCUCGUUGUCUUUGGAUGAGCUAAAUCUCUACUGAUCUAUGCAAAACAGCAAAUACCAGCGUGUAGACAGAUCAAAGCUUGCCUCUACCAUGACACCCAGUGGUAAGUAAUGGCUUUCUGGUUGAGCUGGGAAGACAAAUUGCAAUGAUAACAAUCCAGUUUGACAAAUCAUUAUCCUUUUACAUGAUCUUGUUCUAAACUUGUCACUGAAAACGUUUAAUAUUUAUAAACUAAUAUCCACAGUAUUAAAAGCUAACCGUUGUUUUGGGGGCAAGGGUUAAAACAUAUAAGCAUUUAAGCAGUUGACUUUUACUCCAAAUCACAAAACAUCCAUUUUUGUGAAUCUUUGCUUGAGUGUAUCAGACAUUUUAAUAUGAAUAAUCCUUUUCCCUGUCAAACACAAUGUCUGAUCACUGCGUUCACUUUAAAAGUUUGACCGAAUGAGUGGCCUGGAUUUCUUUCAUGGUAGAUACCAAUCAAUAAGUUUUAACCAGAGCAACCAUACACCGAUUGGGGAAACAGAACUCCCGCAUUUCCUUUUUCAGAAUACCAUUCUUUCUCUUAAACUUGUUUUUUGAACAAAAAAAGAAGAAAUCUCUGAGAGUCUUUGUCAAACUAAUCAACAAAACCUUUGUUCAAAUGCCUGCAAGUGGCUGAAAAAAAACAAAGAAAGGAAUUAAUUAUCUGAAAGUAAGUUUGGACUCUGUUGUAUAGAUUUAAAUGGUCAAAUAUGGCAGCUGAUUUAGACGUGGUUAAUCUGUUUGUUAUUGCUGGAGGAACACUGGCUAUUCCCAUUCUGGCUUUUCUGGCCUCCUUCCUUCUCUGGCCAUCUGUACUCAUAAAAGUCUAUUACUGGUACUGGAGGAGAACUUUGGGCCUGCAGGUCCGUUAUGCAGAUUGUGGGGGUUAUCGGUUCUGUUACUCCUACAGAGGAAAGCCUGGAUUUAGACCUACUAUCUUAAUGCUUCAUGGGUUCUCGGCUCACAAGGACACAUGGCUGACUGUCGUCAAGUAUCUACCCAAACAUCUGCACAUCGUGUGCGUGGACAUGCCAGGCCACGAAGGAACAACACGCACCAACACUGAUGACUAUUCUAUUCAGGGCCAAGUCAGGAGGAUCCAUCAGUUUGUAGACACCAUUCACUUGAACAGGAAACCAUUUCAUCUGGUUGGAACCGCCAUGGGGGGAAAUGUUGGAGGCGUUUAUGCAGCCUGUUAUCCUUCAGAACUCUGCAGCAUGACUCUCAUUUGUCCAGACGGAAUUAGACAUCCGUGUGAGACCAAGUUUGACAAUCACUUACAGGACCUGGAGCACAGCAAUUACUCACUGAGCAUCCCACUGAUCCCGACCACACCGGAGGAGAUGGAGGACAUGUUCAGACUCUGCUCCCACGUUCGUUUUAGAAUUCCUCAACAGAUUCUUCAAGGAUUGGUAGACGUCAGACUGCCUCACAACACGUUUUAUGAAGAAGUAUUUAUGGAGAUUGUUAGUGAGAACUCAAGAUAUGCUUUGCAAGAGCACCUGCAUCUCAUAAAUGCCCCUCUACAAGUGAUUUGGGGUAAACAAGAUCAGGUGGUGGAUGUCUCCGGGGCAAGCGUUAUUGCAGAGCUGUUGCCUGGCUGCAGGGUAGACCUGCUGGAUAACUGUGGUCACUCCGUGGUUAUGGAGAAGCCUUGUCGGACAGCCAGACUCAUCCUGGAGUUCAUUAUCUUGCAGCAGAAUGCCAGAGGUGGUACCAAGAAAUCGUCCUGAAUAGAAGAUUAAGGGAACAGAUCAAAUAUGUAGCCUAUGUGAGGAAGAAGCACAGAAGUAGAGAAAAAUAUGAAAAAUGAUUUAUUUGUUUUGUGUCUCCAAUUUGACUAAUAAAGUUGGAUUAGAUAUGA
Oryzias latipes (Japanese medaka) is the source of this 4320-nucleotide messenger RNA. The record is from RefSeq and is a predicted model, not a curated record. Lineage: Eukaryota; Metazoa; Chordata; Actinopteri; Beloniformes; Adrianichthyidae.